AUGGGGGCGCUGGCGAUGGAGCGGCUCAUAAUGGCCAUGCGGCGGGACCGGGGCCGGCGCCGCCAAGUCCAGGCCCGUGAUGGAUCCGCUCCCAUGUCGGUGAAAAGAGGAUGUUCGUCCCGGCAACAAGAUGAAGAUUCACAAGGUGGGAAACGGAUGAAAUACUCAGGGCCAGAUCUUCCUGAGGACAUUUGGUGUCAGAUACGCUCCCUGCUGUCAAUGCAAGACGCCGCCCGUGCCGCCUGUGUUUCUCGCUCCUUCAUGCAGUCCUGGAGGUGCCGUCCCAACCUCACCUUCACCAACGAAACGAUGUGCCCGAAAGAAGAUUUAAAAGCACCGGGAUCGAACGCUACUAUAAUAGACUACAACAACAAAAUCGACCGUGUUCUGAGGAACCGCCCGGGCGAUGCCGCCGUGACGAAACUGAAGCUUGACUACCAUGUUCCUCCUCUUGUUGGUAAACCAUAUCGUCGUCUCGAUAGAUGGCUCCAGAUUGCUCUUACGCCAAGGACCGAAGAACUCGAGCUUCUAGUAUGGUCGAAAGAGGCGAGCUUUGAUUUCCCAUGCACACUACUAUCUGACAGGUGUGGGGGCUCGAUUCAGAAGCUUUUCCUUUUCAGAUGCGCCUUGCGUCCCACAUUUCAACUUGGUUUGAGAAGCCUGAAAACGCUGUAUCUGCGCGAUGUGCGUAUCACGGGGGAGGAGUUAGGAUGCCUUCUGUCCAGUUCCACUGCUUUGGAACACCUGAAGCUUGUAUAUUGUGAUGAUAUAGUUCGCCUGGAGAUACCUUGCCUGCUGCAGCGGCUCAGCUUCCUGGAGGUGUCUGGAUGCACGAAUCUUCAAGUGAUAGAGAACAAAGCUCCAAAUCUCUCCAGAUUUUGGUUAGAAGCAGGUGAACAAGUACAAGUCUCAGUUGGAGAGUCGAAAGUGAAGGACGUGCAGUUGAGGCAGGAUUAUGCCAUCAAUUAUGCUAUUGAGAACCUUCCUUCACGUGUGCCGAAUCUUGAGACACUUAACAUACAAUCUUCUCAUGAGGACUACGAUUUUUUGUCGUUGGUUCAUUUUUUUGAUGCUUCUCCUUCCCUCGAGACGUUUCGCUUGUAUGUAAUCGAGCAUCCCAUGGAUGACUGGUUUGAGGGAGAUCCCUCGUCUCUGAGGCGAAUGCCACAACACUGCCAUGGGAGCCUCAAGAGUGUGAAGAUCAUUGGUUUCUUCCCCCAAAAGAGCAUGAUUGAGCUAACAUGUCAUCUUCUCGAGAACGCAACGUCACUUGAGUCCCUUACAGUGGAUGCUAGUCCAGCUAAUUACAGGUGUUCUGGCAGUAAACCGGGCAGAAAAUGCAGUCCCCUGACAAGUACAGCUAUAGUGAAGGCACAUAAAUCAGUCUUGGCUGUGAAAAAAUACAUUGAGGGGAAUGUUCCCUCUACAGUCAAGUUAAAUGUUCCGGAGCCUUGCGGACGAUGCCAUCUUUUGAAAGAAUCAGGUGUCAAACCAUUCUAUCUGAUGUUUAAUGAUUAGAUGUUUUAGUUGCCAUGUUACUUUCAAGAGCUGUCCGACGUCUAGGGGUCUGUGAUAUUACAUUCUUGUAAACUUUGUUUACCAGACUGUCCGAUGUACUUAAUAUUGCUGUAUC
Molecule: messenger RNA, 1633 nt
Organism: Triticum dicoccoides
Lineage: Eukaryota; Viridiplantae; Streptophyta; Magnoliopsida; Poales; Poaceae
Exons: 5
Coding region: 1-1518 (505 amino acids)
Molecular function (GO): protein binding
Source: RefSeq, a predicted model, not a curated record